AUGACUUCGGAAUCGACGCUUGCCGAGGUCGUGCCUCAGCAAUAUAGCUCCUUCACCACCCUGCAGAAGCGAUAUAUCGUCUUCACAGCGGCUGGGGCGGGCUUCUUUUCUUCAUUAUCGGCGCAAAUUUACUUUCCGGCCCUCAACGCUCUGGCCGAGGACCUGACGGUGUCGACAUCGCUGAUCAACCUGACGGUCACCAGCUACAUGAUUUUCCAAGGAAUCGCCCCCAUGUUUUUCGGCAGUUUUGCCGAUCAGACCGGCCGUCGUCCCACAUACAUUAUCUGUUUCAUCAUCUAUAUCGCCUCUAAUAUCGGCCUCGCCGUACAGAACAGCUACGCUGCCCUGGUUGUACUACGAUGUUUGCAGAGCUCCGGAAUCAGCAGUACUGUUGCCCUAUCUGCGGCCACAGUUGUCGAUGUCAGCACGAAAGAGGAGCGUGGCUCGGUGAUGGGUAUCGUCAUGGCUGGCAACUUUAUGGCCCCAGCUAUUGGGCCCGUAAUCGGUGGCCUGCUCGCCCAGUAUCUAGGCUGGAGGUCCAUAUUCUGGUUCCUGACCAUUGCAUCUUGCGUCUUCUUCCUGUCUCUCCUAUUUUUCCUUCCGGAGACAGCACGAAGUAUAGUCAACGAUGGCUCUUCCCCAGCUCAGCCAUGGAAUCAGCCCCUUAUUCGCUACCUCUCCUUCCGAGAUGAGGCCAACCCCAGUCGUUCUUCUUCGGAUGGUGAUCGACGCCUGGGCAGCGACUCGCCAAGGAUAAAACACAAAAUUCGAUUCCCUAAUCCGCUUAAGCCUCUUCUGGUCGUGUUUAACCUGGACUCGGUCAUCGUCUUGCUGGUUACUGGCGUCAUCAUGGGGGCAAAUAUGACAGUCCUCUCAUCUAUCACGGAACUUUACACCAGGCAGUAUGGCCUAGAUAUGCUUCGCAUUGGUUUCUGCUACAUCGCUCUGGGCAGCGGGUCUAUCGUGGCCUCCGUUAUUACGGGCCGACUCCUAGACUGGAACUACCGCAAUAUAGCCUCUACGAGAGCCACAUCCCAACAGCAAAGUGAUGAUUCGCUCUCGGUGAAAAAAGCCCGUAGCAUGAUCACUAUCCCCCUCAUUAUGUUGGGCAGCAUGACCGUGUUAGCAUUUGGCUGGGUGCUCCAAUACGGCGCAUUUCUCGCGGUGCCUGAGAUGCUUCUAUUUUUCAUCGGCAUAGGCCAGACUGGUGGCUUCAUUUCCACCUCUACCUUACUAGUGGAUCUGCAUACCUCUCACCCAGCUGCUGCGACAGCGUCGAACAAUCUGGUGCGUUCCAUUUUCUCGGCUGCAGCGUCGGCCGCUAUCAAUCCCAUGUUACUUGCAAUGGAUCGUGGGUGGGCUUUUACUCUUGUGGCAUUUGUUUUACUGUGCAUGAUUCCAUUCCUCUUGCUCCUUUGUGGUGUUUGUCGUGAAGAUCAAGAGCUUCAUGAGAGGCCGGCGGAUUAA
Molecule: messenger RNA, 1467 nt
Organism: Penicillium brevicompactum
Lineage: Eukaryota; Fungi; Ascomycota; Eurotiomycetes; Eurotiales; Aspergillaceae
Exons: 2
Coding region: 1-1467 (488 amino acids)
Biological process (GO): transmembrane transport
Molecular function (GO): transmembrane transporter activity
Source: RefSeq, a predicted model, not a curated record